Messenger RNA from Pimephales promelas (fathead minnow), 1766 nucleotides. The record is from RefSeq and is a predicted model, not a curated record. NCBI's taxonomy places the organism in Eukaryota, Metazoa, Chordata, Actinopteri, Cypriniformes, Leuciscidae.
AUGGCUUCAGUCCGGAAUGGCAGCAUAGUCGAAAGCAGCAAAUGCAGCAACAACGACACAGGACUCACCAACUUUGUCAACCUCAUCAUCUUCAUUGCCAGAUACUUCAUCCUCAUCAUCUUCAUUGCCAGAUACUUCACCCACAUCAUCUUCAUUGCCAGAUACUUCAUCCUCAUCAUCUUCAUUGUCAGAUACUUCACCCUCAUCAUCUUCAUUGCCAGAUACUUCACCCUCAUCAUCUUCAUUGCCAGAUACUCCACCCUCAUCAUCUUCAUUGCCAGAUACUUCACCCUCAUCAUCUUCAUUGCCAGAUACUCCACCCUCAUCAUCUUCAUUGUCAGAUACUUCACCCUCAUCAUCUUCAUUGCCAGAUACUUCACCCUCAUCAUCUUCAUUGCCAGAUACUUCACCCUCAUCAUCUUCAUUGCCAGAUACUUCACCCUCAUCAUCUUCAUUGCCAGAUACUUCACACUCAUCAUCUUCAUUGCCAGAUACUUCACACUCAUCAUUGCCAGAUACUUCACCCUCAUCAUCUUCAUUGCCAGAUACUUCACACUCAUCAUCUUCAUUGCCAAAUACUUCACCCUCAUCAUCUUCAUUGCCAGAUACUUCACCCUCAUCAUCUUCAUUGCCAAAUACUUCACCCUCAUCAUCUUCAUUGCAAAAUACUUCACCCUCAUCAUCUUCAUUGCCAGAUACUCCACCCUCAUCAUCUUCAUUGCCAGAUACUUCACCCUCAUCAUCUUCAUUGCCAGAUACUUCACACUCAUCAUCUUCAUUGCCAAAUACUUCACCCUCAUCAUCAUCAUUGCCAGAUACUUCAACCUCAUCAUCUUCAUUGCCAGAUACUUCAUCAUCUUCAUUGCCAGAUACUUCAUCCUCAUCAUCCUCAUUGCCAGAUACUUCACCCACAUCAUCUUCAUUGCCAGAUACUUCACACUCAUCAUUGCCAGAUACUUCACCCUCAUCAUCUUCAUUGCCAAAUACUUCACCCUCAUCAUCUUCAUUGCCAGAUACUUCACCCACAUCAUCUUCAUUGCCAGAUACUUCACCCACAUCAUCUUCAUUGCCAGAUACUUCACCCUCAUCAUCUUCAUUGCCAGAUACUUCACCCUCAUCAUCGUCAUUGCCAAAUACUUCACCCUCAUCAUCUUCAUUGCCAGAUACUUCAUCCUCAUCAUCCUCAUUGCCAGAUACUUCAUCCUCAUCAUCCUCAUUGCCAGAUACUUCACACUCAUCAUUGCCAGAUACUUCACCCUCAUCAUCUUCAUUGCUAGUUACUCUAUCUUCACAAACCUCAGCACCAUCAUCAUCUUCACAGUCAACAACCUGUCCAACAUCUUCAUCAUCAAUACCCUCAUUAUUAUCAGCACAUUCACAGCCUUCAUCACCAUCUUUAGCAACAUUACCAUCAUCAAUAUGGACGGCACCACACUCGCCAACUUUGUCAUCCUCAUCAUCUUCAUUGCCAAAUACCUCAUCAUCUUCAUUGCCAGAUACUUCAUUCUCACCAUCUUCAUGGCCAGAUACUUCCUCCUCAUCAUCUUCAUUGCCAGAUACUACAUCCUCAUCUUCUUCAUUGCCAGUUACUCUAUCUUUACAAACCUCAGCACCAUCAUCUUCCUUAGAGUCAACAACCUCUCCAACAUCUUCAUCAAUACCCUCAUUAUCAGUUUGUAAUACUUGCACUGAAAAUGAGACUUGCCAGAAGAGAGGUGGUGUCUAUGGCUGUUGUUGCUUGCAAGGACAAAGACCAAAUCCUGAAA